This is a messenger RNA of Penicillium vulpinum, 1632 nucleotides long. RefSeq names its product cytochrome P450. Bases 1 to 1632 code for a protein of 543 amino acids. The transcript has 8 exons. Gene Ontology annotation, molecular function: iron ion binding; monooxygenase activity; heme binding. Lineage: Eukaryota; Fungi; Ascomycota; Eurotiomycetes; Eurotiales; Aspergillaceae. The record is from RefSeq and is a predicted model, not a curated record.
AUGUCUGCUAUAUACAACAGCACUGAGGCUUUGCUUAGCCCAUUGCCUGUUGAUUCAGCGUCCUGGUCUGUAGGUCUCGCCGCUGUGACCGAAGCAAGUUCGCCAUUCCUGUGGACGCUCGUUGCAAUUGUCGGAGCAUCGCUUGUUGCCUGGUUCAGAAAGCCCUGGACUGACGAAAAUGGUCAUAAAAUUCCUAAUGGCCCGCUAGGGCUUCCUAUCUUUGGUUCCUUUUACUCUUUGACUAGGUAUCCAGAGUUGACUCUGGACUUUUGGGCCAAGAAGUUCGGAGACCUAUAUUCCAUCUGGCUUGGAAACCAACUAUUUGUCAUUGUCUCUGACCCGAACAUUGCCAAAGAUCUCAUGGUUACCAAUGGGAACGUAUUUUCUUCUCGCAAAGAAAUGUUUAUCAAAAGCCAGACUGUUUUUGCUGGUCGAGGUAUCACUGCUACUCCAUACAAUGACCGAUGGCGCAAGCACCGUCGUAUUGCGGCCACAUGGCUGAGCCAGCGUGCUGUUGACUCGUACUCUCCUGUCUUGGAUCGCGAGUCUCUCUCGUUGGUAAAGGCAUUGCUUAUUGAAAGCAAAGGAGGCCUGGCCCCCGUGAACCCACAGCCUCAUGCUGGUCGCUGUUCACUGAACAACAUGACAACUAUUACAUUUGGUUUCCGUGCGGAUAGUAUCCAUCACCCUCUGGUGGGACGGGCCUUGAAGCUCAGCCGUGAAUUUAUGAACUGCACUGGCCCUAUGUCAAAUCUUAUCGAUUUUAUUCCUAUCUUGCAGUAUCUUCCGACACCAUUGCACAGACGUGCCAAGAAACUGCACAAAGGCUUGGUGGACACAUAUGGUGGGUUUAUCAAGGAAACUGAACAGAAGAUGAAGGAAGGCAAGAAGGUCCAAGACUGUUUAGCGAAAACGAUGAUCGAACUCCGCUACAAAGAGGACCUCGAUGAUUUGGAUAUGGCAAUCCUUGCUUCAGCCUUCAUGAUCGGCGGUGUUGAGACAACUGCUGCUAUUAUGCAAUGGUUCUCUGCUCUUAUUCCUGCCUACCCUGAGAUCCAGAAAAAGGCUCAGGAAGAGAUUGAUCGCGUCGUUGGACGUGAUCGUCUCCCUGGUAUUGAAGAUGAAAAGAAUAUGCCGUAUUGUCACGCCAUCAUCAAGGAGGUUGAAAGAGUUCAUAAUCCUUUCUGGCUAGGCACUCCCCACGUUGCCAGUGAAGAUUUCGUCUACGAAGGGAAGUUCAUUCCCAAGGAUACUGUGGUCGUUCUCAAUACAUGGACUAUGCACUAUGAUCCGGCCCGUCAUUCUUCCCCCGAAAAAUUCGAUCCUGAACGUUAUAUCGAUGACCCCUUGACAUCUGCUGACAGUGUCAAUGUUGCCGACCCUAUGAAGCGAGACCACUGGAUGUUUGGAGCUGGGCGUCGCAUUUGCCCUGGAAUGAUUGUGGCUGAGCGUGAAAUUUGGCUGACAAUCUCCCGUAUGCUCUGGGCAUUCGAUAUGUUCGAGAUUCCAGGAGAGCCUAUCGAUUUGAAAGAAUACGAUGGCCUCUCUGGACGCUCUCCAGUGCCGUUCCGCAUCGGACUGAAGCCACGACAUGAAAAUGUUGCGAAGCUACUAGAGGGAAUUGAAAUUUAA